AUGGCCUUGUUUUCCCAAAUCCAGCCAGAUCCCACAGCUUUCCUGGGAGUGCAGCCGGCCCGGGAGCAUCCGGACAAGCCUCGUUCCUCCUCCCGGAGCAGCUCCAGGCAAUCCCAGCGCUCCCGGGCUCCCUUUGGCCGCAUCCCCUGGGCUGCCGGGGCAGGGCUGGGCCCGCAGGUGAGCGGGCAGGCCCGAAGAAGCCCAGCCCAGAGGCAGCUCCGGCCGGCCCCCAGCGCCGGGGGAUGCGGGGCGGGCGCGGGGCGGGCGCGGAGCCCCGCGGGGCCCCAGGUGAGACGGGCCCGGCUCCGAGCCCCGCUCCGAGCCCCGCUCCGAGCCCCGCUCCAGCUCCCGCACCCAUGUCCCGGCCCGGCAGCCCCCGGCAGAGCCCCCCGGAGCAGCCCCGGACCCCGCCGGUACCGCCGCCAGCUGGAUGCCGCCGGCUCCGCUUCCCGGCUGAGCUCUGCUCCAAACUCAGCCCCUUCAGCCGUGUCCCGGGGCCCAGGCAGCUGCACGGGGCUGAUUUCCCUGGAUUUCCUUCCUUUUCCAGAGGUGGCUGAGCCCUCGCUCCCUGCCCCGAGGCCGAUCCCAGCGCUGUCCCCGGCGGAGCCCCGGCCGCCCGCCCGUCCCGCGGUGCCGAAGAAGGAGAAACCCCUGGGAGGUGACAAAUCCCCGGCGGUGCUGACGAAAGGACCCCGGGCCGAGCUCUGUGGCGCUCCCGAAGCUGUGACAUGCCAGCCCCAGGUGCGGCCACCCCCGCAGCCCCCCGGUCCCUGCACCCUCCUGCUGCCCAACGGCGCCGGGCAGGGGCCAAACCCGGCCAGUGCCAACGGGGAGACGGGGAACGGGACCUGCCGGGCCGUGCCCAGCGCGCAGAAACCUCACCGAAAGCUGCAGCCACACCACUCCAUCAACAGCCAGAGCAGCAAGAAGAGCAAGGGCAGCUCCAAGUCACCCUCUUCCCACAUCCCCAUUGAGGCGCAGGAAGACUGCUGCGUCCACUGCAUCCUCUCCUGCCUCUUCUGCGAGUUCCUGACCCUCUGCAACAUCGUGCUGGACUGUGCCACCUGCGGCUCCUGCACCUCCGAGGACUCCUGCAUCUGCUGCUGCUGCUGCAACUCGGGCGAGUGCGCGGACUGCGACCUGCCCUGCGACAUGGACUGCGGCAUCAUCGACGCGUGCUGCGAGUCCGCCGACUGCCUGGAGAUCUGCAUGGAGUGCUGCGGGCUCUGCUUCUCCUCCUGAGGGGCUCCCCUGGGCC
Molecule: messenger RNA, 1258 nt
Organism: Poecile atricapillus (Black-capped chickadee)
Lineage: Eukaryota; Metazoa; Chordata; Aves; Passeriformes; Paridae
Gene: MDFI
Product: MyoD family inhibitor
Exons: 7
Coding region: 1-1242 (413 amino acids)
Source: RefSeq, a predicted model, not a curated record